AUGUCCCGCCUGCUGCACGUAGAAGAGUGGGCUGAAGUGAAGGAGUUAGGGGCCCACCAUCGCCCCCCCCCGCCGCCCCACCUCCCGCAGCCGCCACAGCCACCUGCGACCCUGCAGACGAGAGAGCAUCCCGCGUACCCGGCCGAGCUGUCCCUCCUGGACGGCACAGACCCACGCGCCUGGCUGGCUCCCACUUUGCAGGGCAUCUGCACGGCACGCGCCGCCCAGUACUUGCUGCAUUCCCCCGAGCUGGGUGCCUCCGAGGCGGCGGCGCCCCGGGAGGAGAUGGACGGCCGGGGGGAGCUGGGGAGGAGAAGCGGCGGCGGCGGCGGCAGUAGCAAGAGCCCGGGCCCCGUCAAAGUGCGGGAGCAGCUGUGCAAGCUGAAAGGCGGGGUGAUGGUAGAUGAGCUGGGCUGCAGCCGCCAGCGCGCCCCUUCCAGCAAACAGGUGAACGGGGUCCAGAAGCAAAGGCGGCUGGCGGCCAACGCCAGGGAGCGGCGCAGGAUGCACGGGCUGAACCACGCCUUCGACCAGCUGCGCAACGUUAUCCCGUCCUUCAACAACGACAAAAAGCUGUCCAAGUACGAGACCCUGCAGAUGGCCCAGAUCUACAUCAACGCCUUGUCCGAGCUGCUGGUGCCGCUGGACGCCUUGCACUUCUCGACUUUCGAGGACAGCGCCCUGACGGCGAUGAUGGCGCAGAAGAACCUGUCGCCUUCGCUGCCCGGGGGCAUCCUGCAGCCAGGGCCGGAGGAAAGUAGCAAAACUUCGCCCCGGUCCCACAGAAGCGACGGGGAGUUUUCUCCCCAUUCCCAUUACAGUGACUCGGAUGAGGCCAGUUAGGAAGGUGACAGAAACCCUGAACACAGACAGAGACAAAAUCGCCCCUUCCCCGUGCGCGGACAGCCCCGCGGCUAACGAUCCCCGCACCCUUUUAAUGUUUGCGCGGCGACGGUCGUUGUUUAGCAACGACUUGGCUUCAGAUGGCAGCUACAUUUGAUGGUUUGCAAAAGCCUCCGCUAUUCCAAACUUCCCAUCGUCCAAUGUU
This is a messenger RNA of Myotis davidii, 1048 nucleotides long. It is a transcript of the gene ATOH1, whose product is annotated as atonal bHLH transcription factor 1. Gene Ontology annotation, molecular function: protein dimerization activity. The record is from RefSeq and is a predicted model, not a curated record. Bases 1 to 843 code for a protein of 280 amino acids. NCBI's taxonomy places the organism in Eukaryota, Metazoa, Chordata, Mammalia, Chiroptera, Vespertilionidae. The transcript is spliced from 2 exons.